CUCCCCUUUUUCAAUUUUUUUGAGUUUCCUUCUCAAAACCUUAGCCAGCGCCCUCCUUCUUCUCCUCCUUGCCGCACGAUCCCCUUCCUCUCCUCUUCCUCUGGAUCUCUACUUGCUUUCGGUCCUUGUCAUAACCGUUCACCACCUCGCCUCUAGCCCUUCCUCUCUCGCAGUUGCAGCCUCGUCAUCGAUCCAUCCAACAUCACAGUGACGGCCCUCACCUCAAUCUCUGCUCCUUGUCUCGCCAUCUCUCGCCAUUGCGGGUUCACCAUUGCUCACAGCCUCAUCUCUACUCCCUCACCCUCACCUCCACCCUCCAUCGUUUUCCAGACACGCGUGUCGAAACGUGCCGAGAAAAGUUGACCCUGUGUUGCGUUCACCUUGUGUCCUAGCGUGUUGACGAGAAAAGUCAGAGAGAAUUUGCUUUUUGCUCAGCCUUUCAAGACACAGGCGAAGUUCUCCGAAACUUGCUUCCUUGAUGUUGGCUAUCCUGAGAAACUUGGUGUUGAAAUCAACGAGAUAAAUCAUAAUCGUUCGAACCCGUUUCAGUUUGCGGGCGACUUUGGUGCUUCAUUUUCUCUGCGACUGGUCGAGAUGGAAGGGUGCGGCUAUGAAGUUUUCUUGAGCUUCAGAGGACCGGACACGCGCAUGGCCUUCACAUAUCAUCUCUAUACCCGUCUCACAGAUGCAGGAGUCCAUACAUACAAAGACGACGAAGAUCUCCGUGUAGGUGAGGAGAUCGGCCCAAAUCUACUUGGAGCCAUUGAGCAGUCGAAGAUCUCCAUACCCAUCUUUUCUAAAAAUUAUGCUUCCAGUAAGUGGUGUCUGAAGGAGUUGGCCCAGAUGGUGGAGUGUUGGAAAAGGAAGGGACAGGUGAUCAUGCCCAUUUUCUACUAUGUCGAACCAUCUGAGGUUAGAUACCAAACCGGAGGUUAUGGUGAGGCCUUGCUCGUGCAUGAAAACAAGAAGCGAGUGGACGAUGAGAGCUUCCGCAAGUGGAGAGCUGCUCUCAGUGAGGUUGGAGGGUUAAAGGGAUGGAACAUAGAAAACGGGGCUAACAGACACGAAGGACAGCUAAUUAAAGAGGUGGUUACCAAGGUUUUAAGUGAGCUAAAGAAAGCGUAUUUGGUGGUUAGUGAUUUCUGGUUGGUGUUGACGAAUCUGUGAAAGAAGUUGAGAGAAUGCUAGGCCAACUCCGAUGAUGUAAAGAUUGUGGGAAUCCACGGAAUGGGUGGUAUUGGAAAAACUACUCUUGCCAAAGUAGUUUACAACAAAUUUUCUCGGGACUUUACUGACUGUUGUUUCUUAGCCGAUGUUAGAGAAACUUCACAUUCAAAAGGAAUUGUGUUUUUGCAGACUCAACUAAUCUCAAACCUCUCUAAAAAGGCACAUCCAGGUAUAAAUUCCAAGGAUGAGGGAAUAAUGGCUAUAGAAGAGAGAUUUUCCAGUAAAAAAGUUCUAAUUCUUCUCGAUGAUGUUAAUGAAAAGGAUCAAUUAACUGCACUUUUGGGGAGGCGAAGUUGCUUUGGUCUAGGAAGUCGGAUACUUAUAACAACUAGAAAAGUGAAUGUCCUACGUGAAUUUGGAGUGAAAUUGACUUAUUUAGUUGGUGGUUUGGAUCCCAAAAGAUCCCUUCAGCUAUUUAGCAUGCAUGUUUUUAGAAGUGAUCACCCUCCAAUUGAGAAGAUGGAACAAUCUAGAGAAAUUGUGAAGAUAGCCGAAGGUCUUCCUUUGAUUCUAGAGGUUAUGGGUUCGACUUUAUCAAUAUGUGGACAAAAAAAAAAAAGAAAUGUGGGAUGAUUACUUGGUGAAGUGGAAAAAAGGUCACAUUGAGGGGAUUGGAAGUAAGUUGAUGAUAAGUUAUGAAGAAUUAGAUUCCUGUCAGAGACAAAUAUUUCUUGAUAUAUCUUGUUUUUUCAAUGGAUGUGAUAAGAAUACAGUGAUAUAUAUGUGGAGAGAUUGUGGUUUAUGCCCAAUACAAGGUCUUGAAGUUCUUCAAUUGAUGUCAUUGAUUAAAAUUGGAGAAGAUAAUAAGCUGUGGAUGCAUGAUCAACUCAAAGAUCUCGGUAGAGAAAUUGUUUCUCAUGAAAGUGGGGGCGAAUUAGAUAAGCAAAGUAGGUUGUGGAAUCACAAUGACGUUCUUCAGUUGAUGUCAUUGAUUAAAAUUGGAGAAGAUAAUAAGCUGUGGAUGCACGAUCAACUCAAAGAUCUCGGUAGAGAAAUUGUUUCUCAAGAAAGUGGGGGCGAAUUAGAUAAGCAAAGUAGGCUAUGGAAUCACAAUGACGCAUUGGAGAUGCUACUGAGAAAGAAGAGAAAUGCAAAGCUCGAAGCCCUCUGUUUGCAGUUUAAGGAUUGGUCAGAGUAUCGUUUCACUCUUGAAGGAUUUGCAGCGCUGCCAAAGUUAAGGUUCCUACAGGUGGAUAGCAAACACCUCUCUUAUGAGAGAGUUGACAGUUUUUUGUCCCAAGCUACACUCCUUUGGCAUAACAUGCCCUUCAUCACUUCGUGUACGGAUUGUUCACUGAGCGAGAACCAACUCCUUCCCAAUUUAAGAUGGCUCUCUUGGCAUAAUUUUCCUCGGCGGAUACUUAGGUUAAGCAAGUUUUCAUUGAGUAAUUUGGUCAUUCUCGAUUUUUCAGGAAGUAGAUUAACUCAUGAUUGGGACGGAUGGAGACAUAUUAAGAGAGCCAAAAAAUUAAAAGUUCUUAACCUUUCGGAAUGUGAGCGUUUGUCCAAGACUCCUGAUUUCUCUGGACUCCUGACAUUGGAGAGAUUGAUUAUUGAAGGUUGUCAUAAAUUGGCUGAAAUCGACUCGUCAAUUGGCCAAUUGAAGCACCUGGAGUACUUGAACUUGAAUAAUUGUCAGAGUCUCUUCCAUUUGCCAAAAGAGCUGCGUACAUUGCCUGCUCUGACAGAACUUAUCCUUGAUAAUACUUCUAUAGUAAGACUUCCUGAUUGGUGGGGUAUCAAGAACAUGGAGAGUCCCCAUGUUCAUAUUUCACUGUCAUCAAAAGCAGGGGACUCACUCAAUUGUCUAACUUCGCUGUUACAGCUUUCAUUGAACCACACGCGCAUUACUCACCUACCCAACUCCAUUGGAGCACUGAUAAAUCUUGAAAGCUUAUUGUUGAGAGAGUGCUUUUCUAUGAAGAGACUUCCAUCCUCCAUUAGGGAAUUACGAUCAUUGACUGAGUUAGAUCUAUCCAAAUCGGGAUUCAUUGAGUUACCUGACUCUAUGGAAAGUCUGGAGAAUCUAAAAGCAUUGAAGUUAUUCUUGUUACCAGAAUCAACUGUACCAGCCCUGCCAAAGCUUCCAGAAAGCUUAACUUCUCUGGCAAUCAUAUCUAACGCACUAACAGUCGAUCCCGAUCUUUCCAACUUGAUCAAUCUGAAGCUACUGUUGUUCAUCAUCAUGGAGCCUAAGAUCUCUAGCGAAUCUGAUUUGGUGCAGGUUCCCAUGUCUCAAUGGAUUGGGAAAUUAUCCAAACUGGAAGUCUUGACGUUGGGUCUCCCAAACAUUACUAACCUAUCUCCUGAGUUUGGUACGCUUCCUUACUUGAAGACUCUUCAGCUUUUCAGUUGCUGUGCUCUGGAACGCAUUUCGCAAAUUCCCUCGACUGUUACGAAACUUCAUAUUGGAAGAUGCCCGUUGCUGACCACACUUGAUAUCUCAUAUUUGAAGAACCUAUCGGAACUAUAUGUGUUUGGUUCACCGGAUCUUUCUGAGCGUGCACUUUCAGAAGAUCUACUAGAAUGGAAGAUAAGUAAGGAUUAUGGGUACGAUUUGGCUGAGACUUUUGGGACAAUGAUGUGUGAACAGCACGGAGUCGACUAUCUUGCGAGUGAAGACCGUAUUUUACGUGAAUUAUAUAAGGUAUUACGAGCUUACGCUCUGCGGAACAAUCCCAAGAGGCUACGGCAUGUGCUAUCCAGGAGAAAAUUGUAAGUGGUAUGUGCUCGCCACGCCAUCUGCUGACGUGCCCUUUUACCGCUUAGAGAUCGGCACGCGUCAUGUGGGACCCGCUGGAAAAGGAGAGGCGGGCUCGGCUUGGCUCGGCUCGUUGCAGAGGAAAUGACAGGUCCCGCCCAAAAGAUUUCUCUCUCCUGGAUUGAAUUUCUGUAAUUUUUUCUCUCUCUCACUCUCUCUCCUCCUCCCUCUCGUGACGUCCGCUUUGCUCUCUCUCCCCCCUUCGCGAAGUCGUCCGCCGACGACGCCGACGCAGCCUCCGCCUCCUCCCCUGAACUCGACUCUGACGCCGACGCCCCACCGCCUCCCUCUCGCGACCUCCAGUCCGCUCUCUCUCUCUCUUUCGUCCUCGAAGUCGCGCCUCUCUUCCAGCAAACCCCGACGCCGACGCCCCUCCGCCGGUUGCCUCCGUCGGCGCCGGAGUCCAUCGCCCCGUCUCCUCCGCCUCCGCCUACGCGCCCGACGCCAACGCGUCGAACCACGACGGCGAAAAUGGAGGAGAGAGAAACGACGAAGCAGAAGACGGAGACGAAGAAGCAGAAGCGCGCGCGCUCGGGGUCGUCGCGUCGGUCGCGUUCCGGCUCGCCCUCGUCUACCUCCCCAGGAACCUCCGCUGUAACCCCCCCACACAGAGCGAUAAUGGCGAUAAAGGAUCUGGAUGCCCUGUUCUCUUCCCUGGAUCCCGAGUACUACGACAUCCUCAUGAAUGUCAUUUGACCAGAUAAAAGUAAGAUCAGAAAUGCGGCUUAUAUAUUUUCCCACAUUGAAAAAAGACACAGAGCAAUAAUGGCGAUGGGUUGUCGCGUCGGUCGCGUUCCGGCUCGCCCUCGUCUACCUCCCCAGGAACCUCCGCCUGUCCACCCACCCCGAGGUCAUUCUUCAGUGGAGUCGGUGUCAACCUAGACAUACUGGUGGUGGAUUUGGAUGAUGAUAAUCAUGUCUCAUCACCUAACAGCACCGUGUCGAGCAUAAGUGGGAAGAGAAGCGAGAGACCCGCAUGGAGAAAAUGAAGUUGAGGCUGAGAGAACUUCGAGCUCUUGUGAGAGCAUCGAAGAAGAUGGCAGCAGGGAAGAUGGAGUGAGGAAGAAGCUCAGGCUGUCUAGAGAACAGUCAUUAGUGCUAGAGGAGACAUUCAAAGAGCAUAACACUCUUAACCCUGUUACACUUGCUGGUUUCAGCUCUGGCAAGUUUAUGAUAUUAGUGGCCACGAAUGUGGCGGCAUGAGGAUUGGACAUCGAUGAUGUCCAGUUAAUUAUCCAAGGAUGCUGUAUGUGGCCUCUACGUGAUGUUGAAGAAUAUACUCACAGAUCUGGACACAUGGGGAGAGCUGGCAAUAUUGUAGUAGCUGUCGUGGUGUACGAUCCAAGAAGGGCAAAUGUAUCUAAGAUCAAAAGAGUCUGGUGUAAAAUUUGAACACAUCAGUGCUCCGCAGCCGAGUGAUGUUGCUCAAGCUGCUGGUGUCAAAGCUGCAGAAUCAACAAGACCAAUUUCUGAUAGUGUCAUUCCAGCAUUCAAGUCUGCAGCCGAGCAACUACUGAACACGUCAGGCAUGUCAGCAGUUGAAUUACUUGCAAAGGCUCUUGCAAAGGCUUCUGGUUAUAGUGAAAUAAAGAGCAGAUCACUGCUUUCGUCACUUGAAAACCAUGUAACCUUACUUCUUGAGACUGGAAGGCCCAUUUAUACACCUUUGUAUGCUUUAGGUGUCCUCAGGAGAUUCUUGCCUGAAAACAAAGUAGAGUUUGUGAAGGUCUUAUUCUCACAGUUGAUGGAAAUGGCGUUGUAUUUGAUGUGGCAGCUGAAGAUCUAGAUACUUUCCUUGCUGGUCAGGAGAAUGCAACAAAUGUAAGCUUAGAGGUGGUAAAAACAUUGCCAGGAGAGAGACUAAUCAAGAGGGGGAAGAUUUGGCAGUGGGGGUGGUCGUGGCGGCUAUGGUGGUAGGGGUGGUGGUUUUUCUUGGGGUAGAGGUGGUAGUUUUUCUGGCCAAAGGAAUGGCCGGUUUUCUGGUGGCUUCGGUGGUGGGAGAGGUCGCGGCAACAAUAGAAGGUGAUAAAAUAAUCUGCAGCCAGGUCCUUGGCGUCGGACCUUCCAUGACAAAAAAAAAGGCAUCAAUGUGAAAUUUUGGCUGAUUUUAUGAUUUUAGGAACCUAGCCUCAAGCGUUCGUAAUGAAUGACCCACCAUAGGAUAAGGUAUGUGGUACCUUGGUCCCAUAUCGUCCUAACAUAUUUGGUAUAUUUUCUCAGUCAACUCUGUUUUCUUUUUUCCUAGCUUCUUGUGGGGGCCUUUUAGUGAUGUCUCCACCUUUCUAAAUUUUUGUUUUUGUUGCAAAUGUGAGUUGUACGCUUGGGUAUAUAUUUUUAUCAGUUCAAUAUAAGAGUUUCCUA
Molecule: messenger RNA, 6349 nt
Organism: Eucalyptus grandis
Lineage: Eukaryota; Viridiplantae; Streptophyta; Magnoliopsida; Myrtales; Myrtaceae
Product: toll/interleukin-1 receptor-like protein
Exons: 15
Coding region: 1790-3946 (718 amino acids)
Biological process (GO): signal transduction; defense response
Source: RefSeq, a predicted model, not a curated record